This is a messenger RNA of Myotis brandtii (Brandt's bat), 622 nucleotides long. RefSeq names its product sialic acid-binding Ig-like lectin 14. Gene Ontology annotation, molecular function: sialic acid binding. Lineage: Eukaryota; Metazoa; Chordata; Mammalia; Chiroptera; Vespertilionidae. Gene Ontology annotation, biological process: cell adhesion. The annotation marks the transcript as partial. The record is from RefSeq and is a predicted model, not a curated record. Gene Ontology annotation, cellular component: plasma membrane. The transcript is spliced from 2 exons.
GGGGGAGGGGCAAGGGCUGCAUCUGAGCUUCUGUGUCCCCCUCCCCCAGGGUCCCUGCAGCAGCAGCAUCCAGGCUAUGAGCUCCGAGUGCAGGAAUCGGUGACGGUGCAGGAGGGUCUGUGUGUCCACGUGCCCUGCUCCUUCUCCUACCCGUGGAGUCCGUGGUCUUCCUCUAGUGAACUCUACACCUACUGGUACCGGGUCGGGGAAAACAUGGGCUAUGCUGCUCCUGUGGCCUCGAACAACUGGAAUAAAACCGUGAAGACAGAGACCCAAGGCCGCUUCCUCCUCGCGGACCCCACGACCAACAACUGUUCCCUGGACAUCAGAGACGCCAGGAGGAGUGACAGAGGACGCUACUUCUUCCGAGUGGAGAGAGGAAAUUCUGUGAGAUAUAGUUACCAAGAGAAGAUGCUGGAUUUGCAGGUGACAGCCCUGACAGAGAAACCCCACAUCUGUGUACGGGAGCCUCUUGAGUCCGGCCGCCCCACACAGCUGGCCUGCAGCCUGCCAGGGGCCUGCAAAGGUGGACGACCUCUCACCUUCUCCUGGGCGGGAGCCUCUGUGGACUCGCUGGACCCCCAGAACCUCAGCUCCUCGGUGCUCACCUUCACCCCGAGGC